AUGCAUCAUCUGUUUGGGCUGGUUUUGGCACAAAAGGACCUUUCACGUGCAGGGGAUCUUUUCUCCUUAGAGGAUGCUGAAAUUGAAGGAAGCCUCUCGGAAGCUCUUGAACAAAUAAGAAUAAUUAGUUCAUCUGCGGACUACCAGACCAAUGACAAUGACCAGGCUGUGGUGGAAAUCUGCAUCACCCGCAUCACCACUGCCAUCAGGGAGACGGCGUCCAUAGAAAAGCACGGGAAAGCCCUCGUGGCUCUCUGGGAGUCAUGCCUAGAGCACAACCUCAAACCUUCAGGAAAAGAUGAGGACACACCACAUGCAAAAAUUGCAUCCGAUAUCAUGAGCUGUAUCUUGCAGAAUUAUGAUCGACCUCCAGUAAUGGCCUUAGCUGUUCCAGUGGCAGUGAAAUUUCUUCAGAGGGGCAAUAAGGAACUGUGCAGAAACAUGUCAAGUUAUCUAUCCUUGGCUGCAAUUGCUAAAGUGGAUCUGCUGGCUGAUCACACAGACACCAUUGUCAAAAGUGUCCUUCAAGGCCAAAUGUGUGAUAAACUUGAUAAAUAUGUAUGA
Messenger RNA from Cariama cristata (Red-legged seriema), 564 nucleotides. Its product is annotated as ventricular zone-expressed PH domain-containing protein homolog 1-like. Gene Ontology annotation, biological process: regulation of signal transduction. Gene Ontology annotation, cellular component: plasma membrane. Gene Ontology annotation, molecular function: phosphatidylinositol-5-phosphate binding. The record is from RefSeq and is a predicted model, not a curated record. The transcript has 4 exons. Bases 1 to 564 code for a protein of 187 amino acids. Lineage: Eukaryota; Metazoa; Chordata; Aves; Cariamiformes; Cariamidae.